Molecule: messenger RNA, 2703 nt
Organism: Engraulis encrasicolus (European anchovy)
Lineage: Eukaryota; Metazoa; Chordata; Actinopteri; Clupeiformes; Engraulidae
Product: FERM, ARHGEF and pleckstrin domain-containing protein 1-like
Exons: 14
Coding region: 1-2703 (900 amino acids)
Cellular component (GO): cytoskeleton
Molecular function (GO): cytoskeletal protein binding; guanyl-nucleotide exchange factor activity
Source: RefSeq, a predicted model, not a curated record
AUGCAGGCCCCAGAGAGUGCCGUGGAGGUGAAGGAAAGAGUCAGGCAGGACAUGACCAGAGAGUCCCAGAGCACACACAAGAGAACUCUGCUCCCUCUCGCUGAGAAGGUGUGCUGUCGUGACGAACAGAGGAGGAUGAGCAUCAGGAGCAGGCUCGAGCCCUUCAAAAUUUCUGUCAGAUCUGAAGCCGCGCGCAAAGAGAGCCUCCUCAGCCUACGCGUCAUAUUUCUCGACGACAGUGAGCAGACUUUCGAAGUCGAGCAAAGGGCCCUUGGGAAUGACUUCUACAACAAAGUGUGCGGCCACCUGAAACUUUUAGAGAAAGAGUAUUUUGGACUGGAAUUUCGUCACCAUUGUGGCACUUUUGUGUGGUUGGAACUUCUAAAGCCUCUGGUAAAGCAAGUUAAAAAUAUCAAUGAUGUGUCCUUCCGGUUCAUUGUGAAGUUCUUUCCACCUGACCCCGGUCAACUCCAGAAGGAACUCACCAGGUAUCUGUUUGCACUGCAGAUUAAGCAGGAUCUGUCCAAUGGCAGCCUGACAUGCAACGACAAUACUGCUGCUCUCCUCGUCUCCCAUCUGCUGCAAGCUGAGAUUGGAGACUACAUGGAGGUGCUGGACGUGCAGCACCUGGAGACUAAGAAAUAUGUCCCCAACCAGGAGUGGCUCCAGAAAAAGAUCCUGCGCUUCCACAAGAGACACAGGGGUCAGACCCCAGCGGAAGCGGAUGGCCUGCUUCUGGAGGUGGCGCGCAAGCUGGAGAUGCUGGGCAUCCGGCCUCACGCCGCCAGCGACGGAGAGGGCACCAAGAUCAAUCUGGCCGUCACGCACUCGGGAGUGCUGGUCUUUCAGGGAAACCGCAAAAUAAACACCUUCAGCUGGGCCAAAAUACGCAAACUGAGUUUCAAGAGGAGGCACUUCCUGAUCAAACUCCACGCAAAAAUAGUGCCUUCCCAGAAGGACACGCUGGAGUUUGCCAUGGCCAGCCGAGACGUGUGUAAGGCCUUCUGGAAGAUGUGUGUGGAGAACCACGCCUUCUUCCGCCUGUCUGAAGAACCAGAGACGCGGACCAAGUCCCUCCUAUACAGCAAGGGCUCCUGUUUCAGAUACAGUGGCAGGACCCAGAGACAGCUGCUGGACUGCGUGGGAAGAGGAGAGAGGAAAAACCUCCCCUUCGAGAGGAGAUACUGCAAGGUGCCCUAUGACACCCGCCAAUGCAGGUCCUCCCCCGAUCUACUCACUGACGUCUCCAAGCAGGUGUACGAGCAGUCCUAUGGCUUCCCCCACGCCGGCUGCUCCCAGGCAGGGAUGCGGAGCCUGUCCGCGCUGGAGGUGCUGCUCUCCGCCGACCCAGACCGGGACCGGCCCAAGGCCCGGAGCACCAAGCCGCCCUCGCUCUUCGAACAGUCCCGAUCGUCCUCCUUCUCCGGUGUGGAGGCCACAUCGGCGGCUUGUGCCUCUGCUGCAUCUCCGUCUGCAUCCGCCGCUGCAUCUGCAUCCGCUGCUACCCCACCUUCCAGACUGGGGACCACACCCCAGCGCUGGCAGAACCAGGGCCUGAGCCCGGGGGGGCCCGCUCAACAUGGAGGGGGCAGGGCAAGGGGAAGGGGGGAGGCACCCCCUCAGAGAGGGCGCCUCCUUGGCAACACCCAGCACCUUGUGCUGCUCUACCCCAACCCCCAUGCCCCCCACACGCACGCCCAGUCCUGCAUGGGGGGGAUGCACCACCACCCGCCGUUCCCCGUCAUGCCUCUGCCAGGCCAGCCUUUCUGCCUGGGCCAGAUGCCAUGUGGUAUGUUCGCUAUGCCAACCUGCCACCACGUGCACUACCACCACCACCACUACCAUCACCAGCUGAGCCCCACUAUGCCCGUGCAGUCUCUGGUGACUGUGGAGGGCACUCCAGGUCCAGGUCCUGGCAACUCCUGCAGUUUCCCCAGCAGCUCAACGCUCUCUCCGGCCAGGCGACAGAGAGGCAGAGGGGGGCCCCCUGCUCCGGGCUUCGCCACGGCGUUCGCGAUGCCACCGUUUGGGCUGUUCUCCACCUCCGUCUACGGUGGCGUUGGCUGCAGCCACACAGGCCCACAGCGGGGGCGACGAAGCGGCAACAACGGAGGAGGAGGAGGAGGAGGGCGUCGUCUGGACUUCACCCACGAGGAGCUGGGCCACUUCAGUGACGACUGCAGCUACCAGUCGGGCCUGCCGCGACGCUCCUGGAGCCAGGCCGACAUGAAGAUCGUGCGGCAGCCCGUGCCCGCCGCCGAGUUCCGCCCCCUGGGCCACUACCCGCACCUGUCCCGCCGCCAGACGCCCACGCGGCCCAACCACCUGCCCCUGCAGGCCUGUGCUGCCGGCUCCUCCUCCUCUAAGUCCUCCACCACUAGGUGCACACCUGAGAGGCCUUCCUCCGCCUGUUCCCUCAGGGGCGGUGGUGGUGGUGGUGGGAGUGGAGGUCGGACAGGUGAGCUGAGCCACAGUGAUUCGGACUCGGAGACGGGGUGCCCGUUGUACUUCGAGGCGCUGUCGGGCCCACUGGCACGCAUGAGGAUCUCCUCAGGGAGUCUACAGCUGGAGGAGGAAGAGGAGGAGGAGGAGGAGGAGGUGGAGGAGGAGAAGGAGGUGGAGGAGAAGGAGGAGGAGGAGGAGAGGAAGAACAAGAAGGAGGUGGGAGCAGUAGGAGCAAAAGCACCCAAGAAGAAACCUUGA